Messenger RNA from Daphnia pulicaria, 1299 nucleotides. RefSeq names its product protein rogdi-like (gene rogdi). Lineage: Eukaryota; Metazoa; Arthropoda; Branchiopoda; Diplostraca; Daphniidae. The record is from RefSeq and is a predicted model, not a curated record. Gene Ontology annotation, cellular component: RAVE complex. The transcript has 8 exons. Bases 84 to 1184 code for a protein of 366 amino acids.
CUUGGAUGGUCAGUUGUCGUCAAGAUUUGCGGAAAGAAGCAACACUUUGUCGAUUCAGAGCAAUUCAAGAUUCCAAGUAAAAGAUGGGAUAUUAUACUGUUUUACCUGGCAGUCGGCCUGAAGAUAAUGACAUGAUUCUAUACGGUGAAAACGCUGAAGAAGUGCAAAUCCUCGUGCGCUCGGAGUCAAGAAUCCCUGAAGUUGUUGAAAUUGAGGGUGAUGACGCUCAUCGCCAAACAGCAGUCGUUUUUGGUUUCAGACAUGCAGCAAAUGCAAGCAAAUCAGGAGAGGGCACAAGUGCCCUUUCAAAAAUUCAAGUGUUACUGUUGUCGAUGUUCGUGAGAAACCAACCGGCAGAUCGAGUACUGCAUCCAAAAGAAAACGAGUUGAAAAUGAUGAAUCGCUUGAGGCAAGAGUUUAAUUGGCUUAUCAAAAAUGAAGUUCAUAAAGUAUUUAAUCAGUUGAAAGAAGUUCUGGAAGCAGCUGCUCGGCGCUAUCCUGUUGAAAUUGCAGAAGUUGAAACACAGGUUAGACAGGAGAAAUAUGUUAUGGCGACAUCAACUCAGACAUCACAGGAUCAGUUAAAAUGCAUACUGACAAUAACUGGGGACAGCAUCACUUCUGCAGACAUGACAUUGAAACUACAUAAACAUCCCAAUGUGGUUUAUCAUACAACAAUUGCUGCUGAGUCUCCUUGGCGUUUACAGCAAAUCCAGGAUUCAGGAAACUAUUUGAGGAUGGCUUUGUCCAGCCUAAGCUUGAUUCCUGACCAGUUACAGUAUCUUUCUGCUGAAGAAGUAUUAAAUGAUCUUGAUUCUGUCUUGGGAAAAGUGAAUAGUGCUCGUAGCAUAUUGGCCAUUCCACGGAAGAGGACUAUUGAUGAACUGAUGAACAGUAAAAAUAUGAAAACUUUGACACCAUCUUUGCCAAGUGAUCUGGCUGUUAGUUUCUAUCUUCAAGCCCAUAAACUCAUUUUUGCGGUAUAUCAUCUUACUCAAGCAGGAGGUACUGUAAAAUUUGAAACUUUACAGUCUGAAAGCCCCGUAACUUGGCUUAACGAAGUUCUAGUAUUGUUGAGCGUUGCGCUACAUCGCGCUCAACAACUUCGAGACAAGGUGUCGGUCUUCCUGCAAUAUCAAAUUCACAACGUUUCUUCAGAAGCGACACCGGUUCCAAUAUUCUAAAUAUUUUAUUAGUUGUUUCUUAAAUUUGUUUAUUUCAUUUUUCCGUUCCGUUCGAGUGUAUAGCAUUGUGUAUAGUUUUCGUCCCUGUACAACAAUUACAGCGGUAGAUAAACGU